AUGCGUGACUCGGGGAAGAAUGCGUCCCCCAAAUGGACAAAAUCCCGCUCGACGGACAAACACAGAACUGGACCAGUUAUAACUGAUCCGCGCUUCGCCAACAUCCAAACCGACCCCCGAUACAGGCUCCCCAGCAAGAAACAUACACAUGUCAAACUUGACAAGCGAUUUGCGCACAUGCUGCGCGAUGAAGAUUUUUCAAAAAAUGCUGCUGUUGACAGGUACGGGAGGAGGUUGAGGAGGGACGAUACGAAAAAGCACCUGGAGAGAUUCUAUAGAAUUGAUGAGGCAGGCGAACAGGAUGAAGCAAAGGAAGAGGGGAAAUGCAGUGAUGAAGAAGAGAGUAAUAUGAGCGUGGAUGAUGAUACAGUAAUAGAAAAGGAACUGCAUAAGGCGGAUAAGCGGGGUUACGAUCCUGCAAGGGAUGGAAAAUUCUCCGACUCUUCAUCAGAUGAGAGUUCGACUGAGGAGGAUGAGGACGUGGAAGAUGAGGUAGAGGAAGUGCAGUUUCCCAACCAGCAACAAAGCGAUGUACCACUUGGCGAUGUCAGUAGACGGAUCGCGGUUGUCAAUCUUGAUUGGGAUAAUAUUCGCGCGAAAGAUUUGAUGGCUGUCUUCUCGAGCUUUUUGCCACCUGGGGGGAGUAUACAUAAAGUCUCGAUAUAUCCGAGUGAAUUUGGGCGUCAGAGGAUGGAGAGAGAGGAAAUGGAGGGGCCGCCCAAGGAAAUUUUUGCUUCAACAAAAGAGGAUGAAGAAAGCGACCAGGAAGAUAGUGAAUUGGGAAGUGAGGUCUUAGAUGAGGAAGAGGAAGAAGAGAAAAUCAAACAUUCUCUUAUUAAAGAAGAUCAAGGGGACGAGUUUGCUUCCGUCCAUCUACGAAAAUAUCAGCUUGAAAGGCUCCGUUACUUUUACGCCAUUCUGAUCUGCUCAUCUGAAGACGUUGCGAAACAUAUUUAUGACGCUGUGGAUGGGACUGAAUAUAUGAGCAGUGCAAACUUUUUCGAUCUUAGAUUCGUGCCGGACGAAACCGAUUUCUCAAAUGAUACCCCUAGAGAUGAAUGUGACAGGAUUCCCGACGGAUACAAACCUAAUGAUUUCGUUACUGAUGCCUUGCAGCACAGUAAGGUCAAACUUACGUGGGAUGCGGAUGAUGCAAGUCGGAAGGAAACACAAGCAAGAGCAUUCAAGGGUGGGAGGAAGGAGCUUGAUGAGAAUGAUCUCAAAGCAUAUUUGGGUAGCGAUAGCUCUGAUAAUGAGGACGGUGAUGGAGAUGGCGGAGUAGAGGUUAUCGAUGCUACAUCUGGAGAUGGUACAAUUGUGACCACUGCUCAUGUUAUACGAAGCAAAAAGGAGGCUGCGCGAGAGAAGAUACGAGCUUUGCUUGGUUUCAGCAAAGAUAAAACUUCAACGGUAUCCAAGAGUAAAGGGCCGGUCGGUGACAUGGAAAUAACGUUCUCGACAGGUCUUUCCACUGGAACAUCUGGCGGAAACGUGUUUGAGAACGAACCACAGAAGGAGGAGACGACAGCAGAAAAGUACGUACGGAAGGAGAAGGAACGGAAGGCGAGACGAAAGGCAAGAAUGAAGGCCGCUAGGAAUGGUGAGCCUCUGCCAGCGGAGGGCAAUCAAGCCGAAAACAUUGCGCCUGAAGGCUCAAAAGAUGGAAAGGAAGACUUGGGCUUUGAUGAUCCUUUCUUUACUGUUCCUGAACAGGACGCUGCAGCUGCAGCAGCUUAUCGGAGAGAGGAAAGACGCAAGAAACGCGAAGAGCGAGAAGCAGAUGAAGCCGCCACCGCUGCGAAACGUGCUGAGCUUGAACUCCUCAUGAUCGACGACAAAACUUCACAUAUUAAACAUUUUGAUAUGAAGGAUAUCGAGAAGGCAGAAAAACGAGCCCGCAAAGGCGGGAAACACAAGAAGGGAAAGAAAGGCGACAUUGAACAUCCGACGGACGAUUUUAAGGUCGACGUUGAGGAUGCGCGAUUCCAACGGAUUUGGGAAAAUCACGAGUUUGCAAUUGAUCCUUCAAAUCCACGGUUCAAGGCAACAGAGGGUAUGAAGACGUUGUUGGAAGAAGGUCGAAAAAGGCGGCGGAAUAAGGAUGAUGAUGUCGUUGAUCGGGGAUUGCCUGGGCCGGGAAUGGAGAAGAGGAGGAAAGGGACUCAAUCCAAGGAUGUAGAGAAUGUAGCCGAUGCUGGUGAUUUGAAUAAAUUGGUGGAACGUUUAAAGGGAGGACUGAAAGGAUCAAAUCGCAAAUAG
This is a messenger RNA of Histoplasma capsulatum G186AR, 2259 nucleotides long. RefSeq names its product pre-rRNA-processing protein ESF1. Bases 1 to 2259 code for a protein of 752 amino acids. Gene Ontology annotation, cellular component: nucleus. The record is from RefSeq and is a predicted model, not a curated record. The transcript has 2 exons. NCBI's taxonomy places the organism in Eukaryota, Fungi, Ascomycota, Eurotiomycetes, Onygenales, Ajellomycetaceae. Gene Ontology annotation, molecular function: RNA binding. Gene Ontology annotation, biological process: rRNA processing.